AUAAAAGAAAGCAGCUCCACCUCUCUGCAGGAAUCCUGUACAAAGAAGCUUCAGCAGCUCUUCAUCAAAGGUUGAGACUUAAAGCUCCAACAUGAUCUUGUUCCUCUUCCUGGUCAGUCUGACUCUGGGUGCUCCUUCUGAUGGAAGUGAAGUGAAGCUAAAACUUGAUGACCACAGAGUUCAACUACUGCAAGAAAGCUGUCCCAUGUUCUGGUACAGCUUCAAUGGCCGCUGCUACAAAUAUGUGGCCACACACAUGAGCUGGGCUGAUGCAGAGCUCUACUGUGUGUCACAGCGAGCUAACCUGGUGUCUAUCCACAGUGAGGAGGAAGAGGAGUUUGUUAAAUCAUUAAUUAAGAACUUUGACCUCGCUGAGGGAUGGACCUGGAUUGGACUGAGUGACAUUCAUAAAGAAGGCAGCUGGAUGUGGUCUGAUGGUUCCGCUGUGAAUUUCACCUACUGGCAUGCAGGACAACCAGACAAUUAUGCAACAAAUGAACACUGUGGUAACACUAACGUGUUUGAAGCAAAGAAGUGGAAUGAUCACCAGUGUUCUCUCAAUUUAGCUUCUGUUUGUGCAACACGAAUAACCUGCCCUUAGAAACUCUGAGGUUACAGGGCCCAUGACAAAACAUUCAAUUCUGGUGUCACAGACAUGCACUUGCAAUUUUCAUCAGCACGCAUUUAAUACUUUAGAUAGGGAUGAAUACAGAAAAUACACCUCCUCACUGAUUUUCCCAGAAUUGAUUUUAACAAUAAAUUUUCCGUAUUUGUAGAAACAUGACAAAUGUUUUGUUAGCUGUAGCUCAGGUCACCUACUAACUGGAAGGUUGGUGGUUCGAUCCCAGUCUGCUCCAGUCUACAUGUCAAAUAUUCUUGGGCAAGAUACUAACCCCAUGUUGCUCUCUGAUGUAUCCAUCAGACUGUGAGUGCUGUGUGAAUGUUAGUUAGUAACAACUUAGGAAAAAGUGCUUGUGUGAUUGGGUGAAUGAACAAGUUGUGUAAAGCGCUUUGAAAUCUCAGAGUAGAAAAGCGCUCUGUAAGAACCAGUCCAUUUACAUGAACAAUCAAUCACUUCAACUCUGAGAUGAAGAAAUAAAAUCCUUUAACCAUCCUUUA
This is a messenger RNA of Oreochromis niloticus (Nile tilapia), 1119 nucleotides long. RefSeq names its product galactose-specific lectin nattectin. The coding region runs from base 92 to 601 and encodes 169 amino acids. The record is from RefSeq and is a predicted model, not a curated record. NCBI's taxonomy places the organism in Eukaryota, Metazoa, Chordata, Actinopteri, Cichliformes, Cichlidae. The transcript is spliced from 2 exons.